UUCCGUUUGUUAUCAACGUAAAUAUUUGUCACAUGUGAAUGACAUAGAAAUUAUGGUUUAGAAGAAACAUUGAAAUGGGAACCGCCGAGAGCAAAGAUGGGGACGACUAUGUCGAAGGAGGAUUAUUUUCAGUGGAAGAACAAAUUGUUAUAAAACAAGUACAUAAGGAAAUUUCAGUUUCAGAAGAUUUGUUCAAGAAUCAUUUAAAACUGCUGGACAACAAAUUAUCAGAAAACCUGCUGAAAUAUUUAUCCAGUCUAGCAUCUCGUCCUCACAAAGGUGUUUUAUUUACCUAUCGUCAAUUUCAUAUGCUCCUCAGUCAGCUAUUCCGUGGAAGCUCAACAGACAAAGCAAGUGCUCUAAAGGGUUUGUGCUCUCAAAGUAAAGAGAUCUCAUCAGAAGAUCUGUUUCAGGCUGUAUUACAGUUGGUCAAAGCUUACAGAAAAGUGACUAAACAUCUACCACUAUGGUCAAAAUGGAAACUUGAUCAAGAAACUGACCAGCACCAAAAGGAAUUUACCUUUGGAUUAUUACAGGAACUGUUUAAUAAAGGGCUAAGUAAGAAGGGUCCAGUACCAGAAGCCAAGAUUCCAGCUGAUGUCACCUACACCGAAGCUGAUGUGGAAGACUUGCUACAUAAAUCUCCACUAUUUUUACAAGUGUGUGAUGCUGUGUUCAUGACAUUAUUUCCAAUUAGCAAUGAUGAGAAUUCACGAACAGAGAGAUUGUGUUCAUUUGUACCCAUUCCCAUUACCAUGGUACCUAACAAAUCUAUACUGGACCCUUAUGCCAUGAAGUUUUUAAACUUUAAUCUACCAAAAGAUCUACAGACGGAAUGGAGACUUGUGUUCAGCAACAGUGUGUUUGGAGAUAGUUUUACACAACUUGUGUCUCACAUGUUGAACAAGGGCCCAUCCCUUCUCAUUGUUAAAGACAAGACUGGCCAUGUAUUUGGGGGAUAUGCCAGUGAAAAAUGGCAACUCAACUCUAAAUUUUACGGCUCUUCUGAUAACUUCUUAUUCACCCUUUCUCCACAAUAUGGAAUUUACAACACAACAACUUACAAUUCCAACUACAUGUAUCUAAACCAAGGGCAACAGACUCUACCUAAUGGACUGGGCAUGGGUGGUCAGUUUGAUUACUUUGGCCUGUGGAUUGACCAGUCUUUUAACUAUGGCCAUAGUAAGGCACAGCCUCGUUGUACAACAUAUGCUAGUCCACAGUUGUCAGGUACACCAGAGUUUGAGGUGGUUGCCCUGGAGGUGUGGGAGGUUGGACCAGAGCCCAAAGCUGACAGUGAUGAUGAGGAAGACAAAGAGGUGAAGAAAAGUAUACUGGAUGGUAACUCUGAGGCCAAAGCAAUGCUCUCACUCAUAGGUAAGGAACGAGUGAGCGAAGGUUAUCGUGACGAGGAUGACGACAUGGAGAUAUCCGAGGACAUGAAACGAAAGAUGAAUACAAUACCAUCUCUUAUAUAGAUCUGUGUAAUGUUAAACCAUCUAACUCCUGCCCAGAUGACCAGCAUAUGGCUGCUGAUUCCAAAUAGGAAGAUGGGCUCAUAACAGGACAAGAGUGUAACAUUUGUUAGUAUUUCCACUCAACCUUGCAGUAGAUUAGGCAGGCUUUUUACCAGACAUGGGCUUAUUGAUGAACGUAUAAGGUCGUGAUAUAUUAUACCAGUAUGUACAUACUUGGUCGAAUCAACAAAGCUCCUCUGUACAUGCGAGGGUAUGUAUAACAUGAUUCUAACCCGUACAAACAGUUAACAAGUCUAUUGAAAAUGCAAGUUCUUAUCAUUCUGAUUAAAACUAGAUAUUCAUUCACUGCCGUACUCUCAAUGUCAUAAUGAGCUAAAACUUGAUAUUAAUUAGAGGGAGUUCUUUUCAACUGUAUUCAUCAUUAUGUUUAACCAUCUUAGAAAAAACUCAUGCCUGUGAUUUUUUUUAUACAUUUUCCCAAAGUCUGUAGGCCCUUGAAAAGAUGAAUGUUUAAGUCACCUCCCUAGUCCUGAGCUUUGAUCUUUCACAGCUAAUAGAUAUUUUGUCAGAAGUACUUAAUAAUGUAAUACUUGUAAUGUGUUGUGUUGUAAUGAAUGAAAUGUAUGCUGGCUGAAUGACUUGUAAUGGUACAUGUCACUGUUAUAUAGCAUUGUAAUAGUAACAUACCUUUAUUACUGUAUACAUACUUUGCUGGAAUCAAAUUUUAGUGUAUAAUCAGUUUUUGGGCAAAUUAGAUAAGAAAAUGAAUUAGUAUAUUCACAAUAUUUGCUGUGUAUCAGUACAAUAACUUUUACACGAGGUGCAUUAAAUUUCAGAUCACCUCUACAGUAUAGAUAAUUACAGUAAUUGACUAUUAUUGAUGUUUCGAAGCAUGUUUGAAUGUUUCUGUUUAAGUACAGGGAGUAUUACCUGUUUGUACCUCAUUAAUAAUGAUUGUUUUGUCCCGAAUGCAAGCGGUUAUUUUAUAUAUACGAUAAGGAUUGGAUGUAUUUCGUUGUAUAGCACGACUGUUAUUUAUAACUUUGUAUGCACUGCUAAGUAGGAUAACUGUGUAAUGUAUGUAAACAUUUGAUAUGGUAGAUGUAUAUAUCAAACAUUUUUAGUUAGGAAAUCAAUCGCAACAGCUUCAGAGUAAGUUGAUAUGGAUUUAUUUUGAACCGUCAACCGGUUUCGCCCUCUCCGGGCUAUAUCAGGACGACAAAUUAACAAACAUUUUGUACCAGUUAUAAAACGUUGUCCGUCUUAUAAACAUACCUAACUAGGUUAAGAAGUGUUCAAUAUGUGUAAUUUAGACAGUUUGACCUUCAGAUCAUGGUAAGAUGUCAAAUUAGACACAAAAAAACCGUAACAAAAAAAGCAAGCUGUAAUUUUCAUUAAGAAUAAAUGUGGACUAAAAACAUAUAUUAAAGGGUUUUGGCGCAUUUUUUUAUAAUGCCAUAUUUCAGUCCAAAUUAUGUCAUAUUUCAGUGCAUGUUCUAAGUAACAAUUAAAGUGAUUCAUUUUAGGACCAGAUCAAACUGAUUUUUAUUUUUCAUAAUACUUAGCAUUUUGAAGUGGUAGGAAAAGGGAUUAGCAUUUUGAAGUGGUAGGAAAAGGGAUACAACGGACAUCAUUGUCAAAACAAACUUUUCCUGACAAACGACAGCGAAACUGAGGAUUUAUCAUGUUUCAUCUUCGUGUAACUGGUACAUACAGUACUACAGAUUUUGUAUCUUUAUGAACCUGUUAUGAUUGCAAAGUACACAUAGCAGAACAUGUUCAGGGUCCAUUAUUUGGACAUGUACAACAGCUUGUUUCACUUUCGUCUGUCUAAAAGCAGGUAUUGGGACAUAUUUGUGGAGCACCAUAUUGGGAGUAUGGCUAUUUACAUUAUGAUGUAACAGAAUUAAACAAGAAUUAAAAUCAUGGCCAAACCCAUUAAUAGUGCCCAAAAUAGAUCCUUGUUGAUCAUGACUGUCAUUUCAAGUUUAAAGGUUAAAUGAGUGUUUUUUUGGUUCUUGUGCAAUAAUUCUAAAGCAUACCCUAGGAUUUUUUAAUGAAACUUACAUGCAAAUCAAAAACACAAUUUGUGCCAUAAUCAUAUGCAUAAUAAAGGUAGAAAGGAUUUUUUGUUGAUGAGAAAUGGCAAAAAAGGUAACUUUUUUAGCACAGCAACUCUGAGGCCAUAUACUUUUGUUACAAUUGCUUAGACUUGUCAAUAUAAAUAUGUAUGGUAGUGCUGUAGUUAAUGUUUCUAAAUCCACUCAACAUUACAUACAAUUCUUAGAUUUUGAUAUUUCCUAAAAUAACAUGGAUAUUGUUAAUCUUAUAUGGGAUUGAAUGCAGAGGAAUCCCACAUGCAGAUGCGGGUGCCCUAUAGUAAUAAACUUGUCUGCCUGUCUUUUCAUUUUUUGGUUUCUGUACAGUAUCUGAAAUGCUGUUAGGCUAAUGGCCCUCAUACUUCAUGCCAAGCCUCCUUGAUGGAAGUGCUUGCUUAGAGUAUGUAAGUUUUCAUCUCCCAAGAUUAGGCCACAUGCACUCAGUCUUUAUCCAAUGUUACCUCAAAGGAAGUGGUGGUUUGAUCUAGAUUUACAUGUCUGGAGGUCAAAAGUCAAGGUCACUUGCUAGAAAUAGAAAAUAAUUAAAUUUCAACCAGUGUUUAUUUUUUUGUUUCCGUGCGAUAAAUUGAGUUUCCUUUGGCCAAUCCAGCUAAAACUGCAUAUAGUGCUUCCUUUUUGAAAGUGCAUGCAUGGGAUUGCUUUUCAGGUCACUGUUACUAUAAAUAGAAAGAUCAGGUUCCCUUUGAUACCUCAAAUUUGCUUUGGCCAAUCACAGUCAAACAUCAUACAGUGCUUCUGGAUUGUGUUUCUGCUUCUAAGGUUAAAAAUCAAGGUAACUUAUACUAUAAUUAGAAAAAUAAGUGUCCCGACGAUAAUCAUACUUUUUACCCUCCGAGGUGUGUGUGUCUAUGGGUAAACUGGUGGAGGAGGGAUUUUCUGCGACAUAGUAGGGCCCAUGCUGACCUGUCAGCGUUCUAGUUUAAGGUCAAAAGGCCUGAUAAAAAUGAAUUGUUGUCAUCACCACAGUAUCUAUUGAUAUCUAAAUGUUUAAAUAGUUAAGUAAACCUGUAACUAAAACAGUUCUUGUCCUAUAAUACUUCAGUGUUUUUAUUUAAUAGGUUGGUCUUUUCUCUUUUGACUAUAAAUAACAAAUUCAAUAUGCACACACUUAGAUGUUGAUAUUACAGUGAAAUCAAUUUUAAAUUUAUUUAUUAUUUGUGAUGAGUUGUAUUUCACAUAAUUUGAUUUUAUAAGCAACAUUUUCGAGCAACACACUUUUAGAGAAACCAUGAUUAAGAGUUUCGCUCUUGUCUGACAAUAUGUACAAACUGUAAUUUUAUCAAACUACCAUCAUCAGAAACUUCAUGAAAUUUCUCACCAUACUGAAAUAUUAAAGAAAACACCUUUUUGAUUGAAGAAAAGUCUAUUAUUUUAUUAAAUUAUAAUAAAGGAGUGGGCUUAUUGAGAGAAUUUUUACUGAACUGCAAUAGAAUA
This is a messenger RNA of Ylistrum balloti, 5032 nucleotides long. RefSeq names its product MTOR-associated protein MEAK7-like. Gene Ontology annotation, biological process: TOR signaling. The transcript is spliced from 8 exons. Bases 75 to 1478 code for a protein of 467 amino acids. The record is from RefSeq and is a predicted model, not a curated record. Lineage: Eukaryota; Metazoa; Mollusca; Bivalvia; Pectinida; Pectinidae.